AAGAAAUUUUCCUCAGUACACACUUGCUUCACGUACAGCAUACAAGGUUUUAUUGUAACAGAAAAUGGCUUUAGUAGGACUACUUUGUCUCUGCCUUCUGGCAUCCUUGGUUGGCAGCUAUCCUUUGACGGACGAGAGUUCAAUCUUUGAAGGCCCCAUAUUCACACCAGUCAGUAUUGGGAUACCAACAGCAGAAGAAGUCAGUAUUGGGAUACCAACUGCAGAAGAAGUCAGUAUUGGGAUACCAACUGCAGAAGAAGUCAGUAUUGGGAUACCAACAGCAGAAGAAGUCAGUAUUGGAAUACCAACAGCAGAAGAUAUGAAGGAGCAUGAGGCAGACACAAAUAUAGGCGCAAUUGCUCCUCGUUCUUUAAAAUCGCUUUUUGGACUUGGCAUUGGUGGAAAUAUAUUGGGAAUCAAUGCAGGUGCAGGCAUCAGUCAUGGCCGAGGAGGCUGGGGAGAAGUGGGCAUGCAUUCUGGACAUCCAGGAUAUGUUCCCUAUUACGAGGAACCAAAUCAGUACUACUACUAGUUCUGCCGUCAUUACGAUAAUCAACAUAUUUCUUGUUAUAAUGAAAUGAUUAGGGUUGAGUAAAGUACCGCUAUUCACAAAUAAUAUGAAAUAAAAAUAAAUCCACU
Messenger RNA from Homalodisca vitripennis (glassy-winged sharpshooter), 639 nucleotides. RefSeq lists its product as uncharacterized. The transcript has 3 exons. The coding region runs from base 65 to 532 and encodes 155 amino acids. The record is from RefSeq and is a predicted model, not a curated record. Lineage: Eukaryota; Metazoa; Arthropoda; Insecta; Hemiptera; Cicadellidae.